Messenger RNA from Phytophthora sojae, 540 nucleotides. RefSeq lists its product as hypothetical. The annotation marks the transcript as partial. The record is from RefSeq and is a predicted model, not a curated record. NCBI's taxonomy places the organism in Eukaryota, Oomycota, Peronosporomycetes, Peronosporales, Peronosporaceae. The transcript is spliced from 2 exons.
CGACCGAGUGGUGAUGGAUUUCAUAUCGUUGUGAAUGCAACGGGAACGCACAGCCAUUCUCUCACCGAACAUCAGUGGUAUAACUACGCUGAGAACAGACGCGUCUUGGAUCCAGAGCUACGCCGCGAUGUGGCAGUCAUGAGCAAGGAGGGGGCCAAGCCACGAGGGAUAUUAGCGUAUCUUCGAGCCAAAACAGGCAAGCGAACGAUUCUACGAGACGUGCACAACAUGAUCCAGGACGCUAAGAAGUGCUUUAAUGGAGGUCGAUCGGAUGCGGAGCGCGCUGUCUCCGUGCUGGACGAAUUCUGCGAGAUGAACACUGGAAAUGUGGCGGAGUUCGUCAUUGGCAAGGAGACCAACAUGGUGCAAGUGCUAACGUUCCAGUCAGCGCGGCAGAAGCGUCUCUUUGCAGCCUUCCCCGAGUUUGUUCUGGUCGACUCGACUCAUAACAGCAACGCGAACCGUUACAAGCUGUUUAGCUUCGCAGUCCAUGACGUCUUCGGCCGGGUGGGUAAAUGCUUUCAGGCUCUAACCAAAAAU